AUACAAUUGAACCAGGAAGUUACCGAUUUUAACAUUUUUGUCUCAUUUGAGUUGUGACGAUCGCUCGUACUUUACAGAGAUUUCGGUAUUCACAGAAUUCAUCUGUCUUUAUAAUACUAUAGGUGUACCACUGACAACAAAUCCCAGCAAACAGACUUGUUAUUUAUGGAAAAGCGUUUAAACUUUAUAUAAGACAUUAUGAUAAUUCCUGCAUACCUGUGCAUACAGGUGUGUUACCUGUACAAUGAAGUGACAUACACACAUGGAGUUAGGGAAGCUAAAAAUCAACGAUAUUUAGAUUGCUGCUGAAAUGCUAUCAUACACAACAGAUGUAUAGACCAAAUCGAUGGAAAUCAUGGAAUUUCGGGUUCAGUGACAUUCCAGAACGACCCUAUUCGCAAACCAACAUCAGUUCCGAUUCUAUAUAUGAGGAUGAUGAGGCUGCACCUGUCCACCGUACUGCAUUAUCGCCAGGUUUGGGUGAACAACGACAGUCAAAAGCAGGUUAUGCAUCCUCGCCAGGUUUGGAUGAACAACGACAAUCGAAAGGAUUCAUGAAAAAAAUUCUGGGAUUUUUUAAACGGAUCAAACUAGGCGGAAAGAAAAGGAGCGUAACCAAGGGUUUGGAAAACUGGGAGUUCAAAUCUGCGUAUAAUACACCUGAAGUGGAACAGCAAGAAUAUACCUCAUAUAAAGACAACCAAAAGCCAACCCGUCCUCGAUCGUAUCCCUUUUCAGGGGCAGAAAAUGCGUAUGUGUGUUUAGACGAUGGAACGGAAUUUUAUCGACGAACCAUCUCCUCAGGAAUACAUACAGACUAUGGCAGCAUCGGUGGAUAUAACGUAAAGAGGACACGGCGUGUUGCCAUCAGCGAUACAAUAAGUCGCGCUUUUACUAUAUCAGAAGCCGGCACACCGCCAUCUGAUUAUCCUCAAGGUUGCGUUUCUAUAGAGCCGAGAGCCGGCACACCGCCAUCUGAUUAUUCUCUGGAAAGUGAGGAGAGCAAGAUGUCAGAGUUGAUGAACCAGUCUCAAUUAGAUGUCAAUUGUGAACACGAUUUUCUUCAUGACAGCAAAGGAUUCCCAUUCAAUGUUGCCCGACUGUUGGCAAUUAAGUUGAAAUUGGAAGAACGUUUCGUCGUGCCAACAACAGAUGCAAGUGGAAAACAUACGUUCAUUAUAUACGACAAAGAACAAGGAAGAGACAGAAUCACAACAGAACUGGGGCAAGAAGUGCUAAUCCGAAAUCCAAAAUCUAUAAAGAGUGAAGGAUUGGAAAUAACCAACUAUUGCAGAGAAAUACGUCUUGACAUAAAACCAUCACAGAGAACUUUGUUAAAGCGUAUCAUUCAGAAGCACGCUGACGAACUGUUCACAAAACAUAGUAAUAUAAACUUUAUUGGAACGAGUCCGGUAAAAUCUUGGAGGAACGGAAAUAAUGUCCGAAAUGAAGAAUGCAUUGUGAUAUACUGCAGUUCAAAAGGGUUUAUUCCUUUUGGUGAAGAAACAUUUCCAACGCAACUAACCGUCGGGGAAGUAACUGCUUCAACGGACAUCAGAGAAGGAUACUUUCAGUUUGGUCCCUACGCAUACACGACAUCAAGGAGUAGUGAUAUCCACGACAGGUUGAAGAUGGGCUGCCAGUUUGGCGUUGAAGGAGGUUCAGGGUCGGGUACUAUAGGUCCUUUCGUUAAUUUUAAUGGCAAUUUGGCUUUUUUGACAUGCGCACACAUCAUUUACGGUAUAGAUGAAAACGGUUACACGUAUGAUGACCCUGCAGGCAAUAUUAAAAUUGAACAACCGUCGUCUGUAAACUUCGGUUCGACUGGAAAUCGGUGUGGUAAGGUCACGCGAGCAGUGUUCAGACCAGACUUGCCCUCAAGUGUUGAUGCCGCAGUUGUGGAGAUAACAGAACAAUCACGUCAACCAGUAAGCGGUGAAUUUGCUGUAGAUAACCCGAUCCGGAUGCAACAUGCAGGGUUUGACGAUCUUCCUUACUUCAAUUCUGGAAAAAUUCACAUGAACCCGAAUACUAUCGACAGUGACAAGAGAAUGGUGAAGUUUGGGUCGGAAACGCAUGUGACAAGAGGGACUCUAAUCAGCGAGGGAACAGUGGUGACGCCAGUCUCUACCGAAAUGGGCUUAUUUGGCCAUACUGGGAGAAAGGUUCUUAUGAGAAACCAAAUGGAAAUUGCCGGAUUAACGAGUCACGGUGCGGUCUUCCAGCCCGGUGAUUCCGGAUCCGGUGUCUUUUUCGUGGAUCGAACGGGCAUGGGACAGGAACUCACUUGCAUAGGUAUGGCCAUAGGAUCAACCUCUAACGGAACCGCCGUUGUGACACCAAUAGUCGAUAUAUUGGAUGCAUUGCAGUUACCGAGAUCACUUUGGCAGUUUCCUUAAACCUGAGCCGCACCUUAAUGACAACAAGCGUUAUUUUUCUUUGUUACGGCUUUACAGCUCAUUGACAAAAGGCGUCAACAAAUAUUCGACACCUUUGCAAAACAACCUAACGUUUAAAAUUUGCAAGAUGUUUAGUAUCACGAGUAUUGUAAACGCUAUGAUUAGUAUAGACGCAUAUUUCAUCUAAAUACUUGGAAGUUGUUACGAGGACCUAUUUCAAAUCACUGCAUGUUACCAAAAAAAUUAUAAACAAUGAAUGUUGUUUCACAAGCGAAACCAUAAGGUUGGUAUUCACCAUUUCGCAAGUGUGCAUGAGUAAUGUAUGUAUCUGAUUCGGCUCAAAACUACCUCCUCUUUCUUGUUGUUUCUAUGGUGACACCGUGCAUUGUUAUUAGUACUCUCCAUCAAUUGUUACAAUAAUUUAUUUUUUUAGGUCAAAAAGAACGCAUAUUCCCUAAAUUUUAAUCCCAUGUUCGAAGUCCUCAAUUAAAAACCGGACAUCAUAUAUGUGAUUUGAAUAGUAUAAACUUGUACAUUUGUUAUUAAAUAAUAGGAUUAUCAAUAAAGUUUGGUAACUAGUUGAAAUAAAUUCCAGAUAUUCAGUUUUUCAGUUAGUUCUCUAUCCAAAUUACACACACCUUUUCGAACAAAAUGAGCACAAAUGACCAGAAAACUCAGAUUUAGAUUCAUCAUCAAUCGAUAUUGUUAUUAAGCUUAAUAUUCCAGGAUGGAAAAUUCGGCCGUCUAAAGUAGUUUUAGAAUUACACAAUAAUGAAAAUCUCCUGCUCUCCCUUUUCAUUACAAGAGCACUUUUUCAAAUUACAUCUCACGAUUCGCAAAUCUCUGAGGUCGAAGCGAAGGUUGGCAGCGUAUUUUUUGUCCUGCCGUUUACCCAAUAUUGCCUCAAUGUUUAUAGCUGAAUUAAAUGUUGGUCUGGCUUCGGAUGAAUAUCAAAAGAAUAAAAUUGAUGUUUUGAUUCAUUGUAACUACUACAAAGUAUUAAAAAUCGGAACUUUAACAACAAUGUGAUGCUAUUCGUACCAAGGUAGAAGGUAGAUAGAUAGAGCAUUCCUUAAUCUACAACCGAAAUAUAUUAAACUACCUUAUUCUGAUUUAAAACCUUCCACAGCAAAUUUUGUCCAUACGAAUUGGCAAACUAAAUGGUCUAAAGAAAUAAACAUUUAGUUAUUUUUAAAUCAACCUAAUGCGGAUUUGUUUGGGAAAUUGUCCUCUCCCGACUGCUACAGGUCAUACCUUCGUCACGUAAGAAAAACCAGCCUUAUUGUUAUUCAUGUGAACCAUUUGCAGUGAAAUAUUUUAUGAUUGAAUGCGCAGAUUUCAAACAAAUAAUAUAAUGUACCGUUUGUAAAAAGUGUAUUUGAUAUAGUUUCUGUGCGAUUAAUAUAUAACUAUUUACACUUAGUUGAACUUCACAAUAUUAUACGACAUACUUUACAACUAAUUUGUUUGCUAUUUAUGUUUUUACAUCAUUUAUAUAUUUUGAGUUAUUCAUUUCUAGUUUGAUGUGAUCAUUUUUGUGAAUGUCUAUUUUUACAUUUCUGUUUGAACUUUAAUGACUCGCAUUUUCUUGCAAUGGUGGGCGCCAAGAUCCCUCUGGGAUGUUUUGUUAUUUAAAUGUAUUUAUAAUCAUAUUUAUUAGACUAGAUUUAUUCAAUAAAUAUUUCUUUUCAAAUAAAUUUUUAUUCAAAUGUUGUUCGUUCCUAUUUAAAUUAACCUUCUUCGCCGAUAUAUAUGAAACUUGGAUAACAUUUUAAGUACUUUAAGUGGUCAUUGAAUUGAAAAAAAAUGUGAAACAUAAACUACUAAUUUCACAUGCGGCUCGUUGACAUUAUGACAUCCUCAAUACUCAAGGAUUUACGCUCACUUUCGCUCUCUGCACUCCUGGAAUAUGUCAGCACGCUGCUUAGUGUUUGCUUGGUCGCAGGUAAAACAAAACCGGUCAUUUUACUGUUAUGCAACCAAGAUUGUCUUCUGAUGUACAUCUAAAGGAUCAAACUAGUCUUCUCUUUUCAUCCUCAAUGUUGCAUACACCGAGCCUUUCAAUUUGUCAUGACAUAAAUCAAAGGUGCAGAGAGCGAAAGUGAGCGUUAUCCCUGAAAUAUCGAGGACAGCAUUCUGAAUGCCCACUGCAUUACAGUGUUCAUUUUCCUGUAAUGCAGUGGGCAUUCAUAUUGCCUGUAAACCGAACCUUAAAGCAGAUUAAUACUUAUAUUUACCUUUCACGUCUUUCUGUGUUUUAUAAAAAUAACGACAGUAAAGUAUAAACAUCCUUACAAACUUCACUGUAAUUAAACACAACAAUAUUGUUAAUAAUUUUGAUUAUUGACAUUGUUGUAUUGAUAACAUCACAACACUCCGUUAAAUUCGAAACAAAAAAGAAUUAUACUUUUGAAAGAGGUUUUGUAUAUGCGUGUGUCAUCAAUGCCGUUCAGAAAUUGAAAGAGUAUAAUAUAAUCAACUUAUUAUGAGAUAAUAUGAGAGUUUGCUUUGUUUAUGAUCAUAUUUGUGCUGAAAUUUUUUUAUUUGAUUGCAAUCAUUUUCUCUCUGUAUUCAUUACCUUAAAUACACAACAGACUCACUUCGAACAGAAACACGAACAUAUCGCAGCCCCCCAAAACACACACGCAUACACUACACUCAUGCAUCUUGCACACAUGAGAGACCGUAUAUGUAAAUAGGACGUUAAACAAUACUUAACCAAACCAAACCAAAAUUAUCGACUAGAAAAACUACAAAGUAUUGAACAGAGAGGGAGAGACGGCAGUCUAUUUUCGACUCGAAACACUCAAAAAUAUUGAACAGAGAGGGAGAGAGACCAGUCUGUAUUGCACAGAGAUAGAGAUAGACCAGUCUGUAUUAAACAAAGAUGGAGAGAGCAGUCUAUUAUCGACUAGGAAAAAUUCAAAGUUUUGAACAGAGAUGGAAGAGAGCAGUCUUUUAUCGAGUCGAAAAAACAAAGUAUUGAAGGAGCCGCGGUGGCCAAGUGGUUAAGGCGUCUGACAAUCUGCUACCACUAGCCCUCUACUACUUGGUCGCUGGAUCGGCGCCUACGUGGGGCAGUUGUCAGGUACUGGCCGUAGGUCGGUGGUUUUUCUCCAAGAACUCUGACUUUCCUCCACAAACACAACCUGGCACGUCCUUAAAUUGCCAUAAUAUAAUGUACCAUUUAUAAAAAGUUUAUUUGAUAUAGUUUCUGUGCGAUUAAUAUAUAACUAUUUACACUUAGUAAAACCUCACAAUAUUAUAUGACAUAUUUUACAUCUCAUUUGUUUGCUAUUUAUGUAUUUUUACAUCAU
Messenger RNA from Mizuhopecten yessoensis (Yesso scallop), 5716 nucleotides. RefSeq lists its product as uncharacterized. The record is from RefSeq and is a predicted model, not a curated record. NCBI's taxonomy places the organism in Eukaryota, Metazoa, Mollusca, Bivalvia, Pectinida, Pectinidae. Bases 330 to 2399 code for a protein of 689 amino acids. The transcript has 14 exons.